This is a messenger RNA of Sphaerulina musiva SO2202, 4671 nucleotides long. RefSeq lists its product as uncharacterized. Gene Ontology annotation, cellular component: 90S preribosome; small-subunit processome; t-UTP complex. The coding region runs from base 31 to 4626 and encodes 1531 amino acids. Lineage: Eukaryota; Fungi; Ascomycota; Dothideomycetes; Mycosphaerellales; Mycosphaerellaceae. The transcript has a single exon. Gene Ontology annotation, biological process: positive regulation of transcription by RNA polymerase I; maturation of SSU-rRNA from tricistronic rRNA transcript (SSU-rRNA, 5.8S rRNA, LSU-rRNA). Gene Ontology annotation, molecular function: snoRNA binding. The record is from RefSeq and is a predicted model, not a curated record.
AAAGAGGUUCGGAAGCAAAAGGAGGAGGAUAUGCUAACAAAGGUGCUGCCUGUGUUGCGAGGGGCCCUCAGCAUACACGGUGUUCCAGAGCUCUACCUGGGCUCUUGCAUGAUUAUGACCAUUAUGGCCAACAAAGCAGAUCUCAGCGAAACCGCACUGAAUGCCCUAAUGGAGGCUGUGGCUGGCGGCUGGACCGAGCAGACUGUCGAGGACGGCAUGAUUUGUCUCUCGGUGCUCGCAGAAGAGAAGGAGCAGCUGAGCAUGUCGAGGGGCACAGUCCACGCUUUGUUGAAGCAGGAUGACUCUUUGGCCAUCAUCGAGCAGAUCGGCACAAAGUGCAGGGUGGAUAAGCUGCUUGCAGGCUUCGCAUUGGGCGCUAUUGACCAGAUCAAGACUCACCAAGACCCUCUGGCGAUCCAGUUGAUGGCUGAUGUGCUUGCUACGGAUCUGUUGCCCGAAACGUAUGCUGUACACGUUCUGGAGACUGCCAUCAGAACUAUUGUAAAGCUUCCAGCGGCUGCGUCUAAUGCUAAUGGUAGGCAAGAAAUGCUAGCUGUUCUAUCGAAAACGGCUGCGGAGGAGCGCGGAUCUAAAUUAUUGCAAAUGGCCGUGCAAAGGGCCAACGUGAAUCUGACCGAAUUGGACGCAGACCUAUCGCUACGGCUGACUGACGCCGGUGAAAUGGAGGAGGAUGUCGAUCAGAUGCUUAUCGACGAUACAUCUCAUGACGACACUCCUGACAGCCGUAUAUCAUUUGAUGAAUUGCCCAAGCUCAAGACCAAGGACUUUUCGUUUCUGGUGGGGGACGAGCAGACGACUUUCGAGGCUUAUUGCCUGGCAUUUCAGAAAGCACUACCCUCUAAACACGACUUGGCUACAUAUCUCAAUCUGCCAUCGCUUUCGAGGAGUACGGUCACGAAGCAGCCCACCACGCUUACGUUCUUUGCUCGUGCUUGGACGAGUGACGCUUCUGCUUCGGUGCGGGUCAAGGCCUUACAGGUUACCCGGGAGCUGCUUGAUCAAAUCAAAAAAAGUGGGAAGCUGCACGACAUGCAGGCCUUAGUUCCAUACAUUAUCACUGCGCUCGGCGACCCCAUCAAAGCCGUACGGAGCGCGGCUGCCUCCGCCUGUAUUGCGUUGCAUGGCUUGUAUGAGAUCAGUCAGCUGAAGAGCAUGGGCAUUUGGGCCAAGGCUACCUUUUAUGGAAACCACGGAGACAAUGUGCGGUGGCUGUCGCCGACCGAUGCGCACAGAUUUCUUACAGAUGCGCUAUUACCGGUUCUUGAAGAUUGUGUGGUUGACCAGAGCUACAUCGUCCAGCAUCUGGCAAACUCAAUCAAUGCCACUACUUCGCCUGGCAAGACCGACCGUAAAGAGUUGAAGCAAGCAUUGCGGGCCAGCAUAUACGGGUACCUCGUGUCUCUCGUCCCUGUUACGCCAGUCUUGACUGUUAAACUUUGUCUACUAGAUGUUUCGGGCAAGGUUGGCAAGAUCGCAGGUCCAACAACACGUGUACAAACCCUCCUACCAUACGUGAAGGAAACACUUGAUGAGACCGCUCCCGCGUCUUUGUUCAAGGAUAAUGUGCAGUUGCGCAAGGCCUUGGUCAGCAACGUGACGCAUCGUAGCGACGAGGAACUGCAAUUCUUGAAAAAGCUGGCAACUGGUGGUUUUGGCGACGGACAAGCACAUUAUGGGUUCGCUCGCCUGCGCCAGAUAUGGCGUAGCAUGAAGCUCAGUGCGCAGACUGAGCUUGCAUCUUGGCUCUUGACAGUCUCGCUAGGCCACGGAGAUUCGGCCGCGGCGGAGGAGACGCAGGCUCAAGCGCUGGAAACGCUGCGUGAUCUGCCUUUACCUACCGAAAUACUAGUGCACAUGGUUGAAGGUCUUCCGACCGUUGCGCAGCUGCAAGGACAGACCACGCCGGCGAAAAAGCAACGAACUAGCAGGGUCUCUGACGUCUCUAAGCUGGCCAGUAUUGACAAGGUCAAGCUCAACGCCGCCAUCAGUCAGAUUACCUUGGUGCUGGAGGUUGUGGAAGGUGCAAAGGCCGAGCAGCACCCUCAGUUGUUAAAGGGAUUAUUCUACCUUCUGAGCGAGCUCCAGCACUACAAAACAUUGCUGGACUCCGAGCUCGUCUAUCUCCAAGGCCUGCUGAUUAACAACCUCCUGUCAGUGGUGAAUGGUCUCAAGAAUGCCUCGGGUAAGGAUGUUGACCGCUCAGUCGUUCGUGCGGACCUGAUUGUCGAUUGUGUCCGAACCACAUCAAGUACACAAGUGCACCAGUCUGCCUUGUUACUGAUGUCUGCUUUGGCAUCAUGGGCUCCAGAUCUUGUUCUGCACAGCGUCAUGCCGCUGUUCACGUUCAUGAGCUCUACGAUAUUGAAACAAGGAGACGACUACAGUGCUCACGUCACCGAUCAGACCGUAGCACGCAUCAUACCGCCACUCGCGGCGUCGCUGAAGAAGAGAGGUCGGGAUCUGAUUACCGGUUCGGCAGAGCUGCUUCUGAGCUUCACCGCUGCCUUUGAACACAUUCCACUGCAUCGGCGUUCGGGACUUUUUCGGAAUCUGGUGCAGACUCUAGGACCAGACGAGUCGCUCUUUGCAAUCAUGGCUAUGCUCGUGGAGCGAUACCCAGAAGACACGAGCGUACUGCCAUUCAUCUCCGACCUUAUGAGCCACUUUGCAUCCACUACUGAGCUCAACGCGAUCAAGCAGUACCUGGGUAUUGUCUUCGACACCCUGAAACCGAAGCGAGCACUGUCCGAUGUCAUUCUCGGCUUCGGCGAAAAGAGUGCAGAGGAAGCAAAGGCAUCCACCAUGGUGCUCCUCGAAGGCUUGGCCAGCAUCAUGUCUCGGCACGAGCUGCGAAAUAAGCUCGCAAGGGAGCUCAAAAAGGGCAGCACGACGGCGGCCACGCUGCAGAGUAACUACUCUUCCAUACUGGAGAAGACAAUGCAGCUUGGGCUGCAGCUCAAGAACAACGAAGAUUUGUCAGACAGUGCCACGAAUGUCCUUACGGCACUUCUGGGCCUCAUGCCGACAAGCGACUUCAUCGAGUCGAGCGCCAUGCUCAUGCAGACCGGCUCCGACGAGAUUAGACAGCAAGUGUUCUGGUCGCUGGAACAGCGUGUGGAGACGGCACGACGUGGCGAUGCAACAUUACAACAGGUCUUCAUCGAGGUGCUACCGAAUUGCGCCCUCUUCAUAUCAAAGGAUCAGCCAAUUCCCACCAGGAUCGCGGCCAUCACCUGCAUGGACCGCAUCGCGGACAAGUUUGGCAAGACCGAUCGUUCGUCGGUCAUGUCAGCUGCACAAGAGAUUGCAGGAGAUGCAGCUCUGGGCGAGCAGGACGAUGAUCUCCGCCGCAUGUCCAUUCUGUGCUUAGCCAGCAUGGUGGAAGUGCUCGGAGAUGAAAUUAUACCGAUUUUGCCCAAGACUUUCGACACAGUCAUUCGCUACAUGCAGGAGACUGUGCGAGAGGGCGAUGAGCCAAAGAUGGAACUGCUUGUGGCUGGAUUCAGCUUUGGCAUGGCUGUGCUCGAUCAUGUUCCCUGGAUGCUAUCUGGAAAGUACCUGGAUCGUCUCCUUGUGCUCGCAGCCGAGACUGACGCAGACACCGUCAAGCAGUUCACUCAACUCGCAGCCAAAAAGGUGUCAGCCAGCGACUUCUUCGGUGCUAUUGAGCGCACUUGGUCCGAGAUUGUCAAAAUUUCCAAUGAAGAAGGCAUCCAGGCUGCACGAAUUCACCUUUCGGCUCUGCACAUCGCCGUUGAGCAUCACAACAAGGCUACAAUAUCACAGCAUGCUCAACUACUGUUCACCAUUCUGCUGUCUGCUUUUGACUUGCGACGCCAGCUUGCAGACGCCGAUGGCGACGACCACACAUCUCUUUUCGAUCUCGUCAAUCAGACGACGAUGCAAACUGUUCUCAAAUUGAACGACGCCGCAUUCAGACCCUUCUUCAUACGUUUUGGCGAGUGGGCGAUCAGUACUUUGCCACAAACGGACAGGGCUGGCGUUGUCCUCCGCUGCACAAGCCUCUACAGCUUUUCCCUUGCAUUCUUCGAGCAACUCAAGAGCUUGGUCACCAGCUACGCCAGCUUCCUGCUUGAGAAUGCAGCCUCUUUGCUCACGUCUUUGUCGCCAGGAAAUGAGUCCGAAUCGAAGCUAUUCAACCUCGUUGUCGAUACUCUGACCUCGAGUUUCUCGAACGAUCAGGACGGCUUUUGGCAAUCACCUGCGCACUUUGACACGAUUUUCAAGCCGCUUGUAUCUCGAUUGAGUACAGCCUCCACGUACGAUGUCAAUGCCCAUGUCAUUCCCGCCAUAACGGAACUGGCGGCAUGUGUUUCGAGCCAAGAACACCACAAGGCCGUGAAUGCUCUGAUCAUGACCUACAUGAGACAUGAGCACAGUGCAGUGCGACUGGCUGCCAUCAAGACGGAGAGGGCGUUGACGGAGAGAUUGCAUAUUGACUGGCUGCAUUUGCUGCCGGAGAUGCUGCCUUUUAUCAGCGAACUGCAGGAGGACGAGGAGGGAGUCGUGGAGCGGGAAUGCUUGAGAUGGAUAGGACAGAUCGAGGAGGUUACUGGAGAGAGUCUGGAGGGAAUGCUGCAGUAAUUAUCAGUAAUCAUGUACGGGUAGAUAUAUGUCUGAUACCUGCAG